GAGAGGGAGAAGGAGGGGCGCAGUGCCGGCGGAACGGUGGCGCUCCGGGAGCCGGGCUCCGCGAUCCUCCUCCUCCACUCUCCGGGAAGUGGGACUCAGUCCAUGAUCGCUCCGGCGGAUCUGCCGCUUCCUUCACCAUGUGCAGCCGCUGAUACCGAAACCAUGGAGCUUUUCCAAGCCAAGGACCAUUACAUCGUGCAGAGCGGCGACAAGGCGCUGUGGUGCAGCCGAAAGGACGGCUCUCUGCAAGUCAGACCCGCUACUGACUUGCUUCUGGCCUGGAACCCUAUUUGCCUUGGUUUGGUGGAGGGAGUCAUUGGGAAGAUUCAGCUACAUACAGAUUUUGCAUGGCAGCUCCUUCUAAUCCGACAAAAAUCCUUGGUUGGAAAGCUUCCUGAGGAUCAUGAUGUUUACAAAAUUACGAAGAUAGCAGUGAUCCCACUGUCUGAAGCAGAGCCUCAGGAUCUGGAAUUGGAGCUGUGCAGGAAGCAUCACUUUGGUAUAAACAAGACUGAGAAGAUUACCCAGUCUCCAGAUGAUUCUAAGUUUUUGCUGAAGACUUUGAGCCAGAUUAAGUGCAAUGUGGCUGCUCCAAUCAAGAAGAAGGCCAAGGAACACAAGGAAAAGGAGCGAUUGGAACGAAGACUGUUGGAGGAAUUAAUCAAGAUGUUUGUGGACUCUGAUUCAUUCUAUUAUAGCCUGACUUAUGACCUUACAAAUUCAGUACAGAGACUGAGCACCUCUGAUAAAGGGGAAUCGUUAUGGAAAAGGGUUGACGAUAGAUUUUUUUGGAAUAAGCACAUGAUUGAUGACGUGAUCAAAUUAGAAGAUCCCAAUGCAGAUUUCUGGAUUGUUCCAAUCAUCCAAGGGUUUGUGCAAAUUGAAGAGCUGGUUGUCAAUUAUAAUGAGUCCUCAGAUGAUGAGAAGAGUAGCCCAGAAAGCCCAUCACAGGAGCAAUGUGUGGAUGACAUCCACCCAAGAUUUUUGGUGGCAAUUAUUUCAAGGAGGAGUCGACACAGAGCAGGUAUGCGUUAUAAACGGCGUGGUGUGGAUGAAAAUGGGAAUGUGGCAAAUUAUGUGGAGACAGAGCAGUUAAUCCAUGUCCACAGCCACACGCUCUCGUUUGUCCUUACCCGGGGAUCAGUACCAGUGUUUUGGAGUCAGAUUGGGUAUCGAUACAAUCCUCGGCCACGGCUGGACAGACCAGAGGAGGAGACCACCAGCAAGUUUGCCGCACACUUUGAGGAGCAGCUGAAAAUUUAUAAGAAGCAGGUUAUUGUCAGCCUGGUAGAUCAGACUGGAAGAGAGAAAAUAAUUGGCGAUGCUUUUCUUCGGCAAGUUUUGCUGUACAAUAAUCCAAGCCUUACCUAUGUGACUUUUGACUUCCAUGAACAUUGUCGAGGAAUGAAGUUUGAAAACGUGCAGACUUUGACCGAUGCUAUCUCUGAUAUCAUCACAGACAUGAAAUGGGGCUGGGUUGACCAGGCAGGAGAGAUUUGUAAACAGGAAGGAAUCUUCAGGGUGAACUGUAUGGAUUGCUUGGAUCGGACAAAUGUGGUUCAAGCUGCAAUUGCUCGAGUGGUCAUGGAACAACAGUUGAAGAAAUUGGGGGUUAUGCCACCCGAACAACCCCUGCCUCAGAAAUGCUAUCGGAUUUAUCAGAUCAUGUGGGCCAAUAAUGGAGACGCCAUUAGCAGGCAGUAUGCUGGGACGGCAGCUUUAAAGGGCGACUUUACAAGAACUGGAGAACGAAAGCUUGCAGGAAUGAUGAAAGAUGGUUAUAAUUCUGCCAAUCGGUAUUAUCUCAAUCGCUUCCGUGAUGCAUAUCGACAAGCUGUCAUAGAUCCAAUGCAGGGCAUCCCAGUGACUGAAGAUCUCUACUCCAUCUUUAACAAAGAAAAAGAGCAUGAAGCUUUGCAUAAACAGAACCAGAGAAGCCAGCAGGAACAGUUCAGUCUCCUCUUGCAGAAUUAUAUGAAAUUGCUAUUACCUGACGAUGAGAAAUUCCAUGGAGGCUGGGCUGUGAUAGAUUGCGAUCCAAGCCUUAUCGAUGCCACCCACCGAGAUGUUGAUGUGCUUCUCCUUCUGUCCAACUGUGCCUACUACGUGGCCUACUAUGACGAAGAGGUUGAUAAAGUGAAUCAGUAUGAAAGAAUGAACUUGGAGGAUUUGGAGAAGAUUGAAAUUGGCCCAGAACCAACUUUCUUUGGUAAACCCAAGUUUACUUGUAUGAGGCUACAUUACAAACACAAUGGAACGAGUGGAUACUUUCAUACACUCAGAGCUGUGACACGAAACCCUGAGGAGGAUGGGAAAGAUACCCUUCAGUGCAUUGCUGAGAUGCUUCAACUUACAAAACAGAACCUGGGAUUAGAUGUGUCAAUUGUAGAGAAGAAGUUAGAAAGGAAGCACAGUAAACCACAUGAAGACAUUCUUGGCAUCAGAUCCAAGAGUCAAGCUUUAAGCAGUACAAGCCUAACUCAAGGCAAGAACUUUCUUAUGAACAAGUUUUCUUCUCUCAAUCAAAAAGUAAAGCAAACAAAAUCGAGCGUGAGCAUUGGAAGCCUUCGCAAACUUGGCAACUUUCCAAAGCCAGAGAUGAAGGUCAAUUUCUUAAGACCAAACCUGCGAGUGAAUCUGUGGAAGUCUGACAGUAGCUUGGGAAGCUCUGAUUCACCAGUAGUUGUUUCUAAAGAUGAUUCUGAUUCUGACAUAGAGAUCUCUUCCAACUCAGAUUCUUUUGAAUCGGAUGGUUUCCUCUCCAAUUCAAAAUCGGAUGAUGAAUGCCAGCUGACAGACUCUGAAGAUGUAGGGCAGUGUGAUUACGUGCUUCCCAGUUGUGGUAUUGUUUCAACAGGACCUCGGUCACGGUUAGGAAGUCGAUCGCAAUCUAUUAGCAGUUCAGAUUUUAGUAUUCCAAGUAAUCCUUCAGAAAUUCACAUAGCUCAGUGUGAUUCUGAACAAAUGAGUAAAGACGUGAUUGUCCAGCUUUCUGGCAAAGCACCAAAUGCAGAUGAGGGUAUCCUGGUGGAUUUCAAUACUCCCACUGAUGUUUAUUGUCACCAGUUUGUAGAAGAUGCACAGCACAAAAAUUCAGAGGAUCCUGUUGGAAACCUUGCUUUCCAUCAGCAACAACCUGAGCAAAGCAAUACCACCUUGGGCACCAAAUCUAAGUCUGAACCAGAGAUAGUGGAACCACUUUUAUCAAGACCCUCCAAGCUGGAUGUACCCUCAGCUACCUCGAAUCUGUCGUUACUUUCAAUGGAGCCUGCUGUGUCGUCUGAUAACAGUUCAACCUGUGUGCUCAAUCCACCUGACGUGGAGACUAGUUUACAAGCAACUCCCUCAGCAGCCGAUGAUCCAGGGAGCAGGGCUGUUUCACCAUUUGCUAAGAUCCGAAGCUCUAUGGUCCAGGUAGCAAGCAUGACCCAGGCAGGACUGCUUCAGGGGGUAAACUUUGCAGUGGGAAAAGUUCAGCGCACUCCUGAUAGUGUAAACGAAGGGCAGCAUCCACAGCUGACAGAUAUGUUUACGCAGUGUCGGACCAGGAUAAUCCAAAUUUAGCUACUGAUGGGUCCUUUCCAACUUUGACUAAAUUUAAUACUUUUUAAGUUUAGACCCAAACCCUUUAAAAUGAUUUGCAAUUUUGUACGCAGCCUUUAACAAGGCAUUUGAGGGUUUAUUUGAUGAUCAUUGUUGUAAAUGAGUCUGGGUAAUCUUGGAUCUUUUCAUUAAGCUACUGUAGCACUAACUACUGAACAGGCCAAUGUGCAAUAUUAAUUGUGAUAGUACAUAUUAGGCCAGGGGCAUUGUAAUCCUAGUUAAUUGUAAUGGGCUCACCCAAAAUGUUUCAGAUGGCUUUAUCUACUGUAUAACUAGAGGGGAAUUUAUAUGCUACAUGUAACUUCAACACGUCAUGCCACACAACUUAAGAACUUGCACUUAGUUUGUGUUGCACCGAAUUGUAUUAGUGGGGUAGUGAGGUGUAUUUUGGUCUAGUUUGUUGUCUCUGCCAUACAGGGACUCUGCCACUGGGGGGAGUAGAUUCAGACUGAACAAAGCACUCCAUAAAGAUUUCAAUUUCUUGAUUGCUUCUCAGUUUUUAGAUAUCGUACCCGGAUAGCUCAAGUCGAAAGGACUUGAAUAUUUUGUGAUAAUUUCACUAUCAAAGUAUUACAUCAUUGUCUAAAUUACCAAGAAAAGGAGUAUUAUUUUCCUCCAACGUCUUGUUACCAAAAACAAGGUCCUAAUGAAAAUUAUCUAUAACUAAGUGAAGGGGCCUGAGAGAAAGCUCAACUUAAAUCUAAUGUAGCAUUUGUAGAUCUUAUAGCUAGUGCCUGUAUUUUUCAAAUGUACUGUAGCUAGAUUGUAACGUGAUGUUGAAAGCAGGUUCCUGGACAUUGUCUUAAUUGUGAUUUGAUAUCAGUCUCUUGCAAAGAAUUUCUAAGCAAAUUAAACUGUCUAUUCCUGUAAUAAACUCUUGGUAUUAUCACUUUUAAAUGUUUUAAUGUGCUAUUUAUUCAUGUUGUUUUGUCACACUAGUAUGGUUUCUUUGGAGUGUUUUAAAAAAAACCAUCAACAUAUGCUUCAAAGUAGAUAUACUCCAGUGUAUUUUGAC
Hemiscyllium ocellatum (epaulette shark) is the source of this 4618-nucleotide messenger RNA. RefSeq names its product inositol polyphosphate-5-phosphatase F (gene inpp5f). Bases 103 to 3564 code for a protein of 1153 amino acids. The transcript has 20 exons. Gene Ontology annotation, biological process: regulation of endocytic recycling; phosphatidylinositol dephosphorylation. Gene Ontology annotation, cellular component: early endosome; clathrin-coated endocytic vesicle. Gene Ontology annotation, molecular function: phosphatidylinositol-4-phosphate phosphatase activity. Lineage: Eukaryota; Metazoa; Chordata; Chondrichthyes; Orectolobiformes; Hemiscylliidae. The record is from RefSeq and is a predicted model, not a curated record.